CUUCCAUUAAGUAAAAGUCACCCUAAACCACAGUCACUUAGGUCCACAAACUUUGUAAGCCAACAUGUUCAUCCUUCUGAACAUUUUAAAUGUUGCGCUAGAGGUUCAUAUCCGGUUCUGCAGUCUCUGACCGACACUCGUCUUUAAUAUGCAAGCAUGGCAUCCUUGCCAAUUACAUGGUGGCGUGUCUUCUUCCCCAGACUGCAAAUUACUGGUUUACAUUUACCUGCAUUAUGCUUGCAGCUUGCCAUGAGUGGAUCCAAUGUCCCUGACACUGAUAUUUUUAGGGGAUCUCAGUCAAGUAGGUUAAUUGCCCGUUCGAUGAGGAAGGAAGAGUUAAAGCUCGACUUUCAAACUUCUGAAAGGGUGGAGGCAACAGCGCCAGAAACUAAAACUAAUAUGCAUGGUUAUAAUGUCGUGCGUGAGAGAUCAACUGAUGUUAACAAAUUAAAGCCAAAGAUGGGUGUAGCUGCUGCCAAGAAAUCCACAAAAAGAAAGUCAUUAACGACGCGUACCGAGUCGAGUAAUCCAGUGUCAAAUAGAGACUCAGAGGAACCCACUGGUGACUGAUGUGCCAGGAGAUUUAUCAAGGGUUUCAAGUAAAUUCCUCUUCGUCUCCUUCAUGCAUAGGCAUUAAGGCAGUUUCUGGAGAGUUGCACCCAGUUA
Messenger RNA from Lolium rigidum, 666 nucleotides. RefSeq lists its product as uncharacterized. The transcript has 3 exons. The record is from RefSeq and is a predicted model, not a curated record. Lineage: Eukaryota; Viridiplantae; Streptophyta; Magnoliopsida; Poales; Poaceae. Bases 157 to 570 code for a protein of 137 amino acids.